Molecule: messenger RNA, 1381 nt
Organism: Onthophagus taurus
Lineage: Eukaryota; Metazoa; Arthropoda; Insecta; Coleoptera; Scarabaeidae
Gene: myd
Product: stromal cell derived factor mayday
Biological process (GO): calcium-ion regulated exocytosis
Cellular component (GO): endoplasmic reticulum
Molecular function (GO): calcium ion binding
Source: RefSeq, a predicted model, not a curated record
AAGAACUUACAUUCCAUUGUUCAAAAAAAAAACUUUUAAAAUUGAAUCAAUGUUAUCACAAUGCCAUCUUUCUGGUGUUUGCGGCGCAACUCCUUUAUUGAUCCAUCACACCAUAAAGUAAAAAAUAGUUAAAAGUCCGCAACGGUUUCUUUAUCACAUUUUUUCUCCCGAAAAAAAUAUAUAAUCUCAUCCGAAAUGUGACGAAAAAGUUAAAAUAACAAAUGUUAUCAAGUUGUAGAAGUCGAACGAUAUUUGAAAGAUGGUCUUACUCGGUGCCGUUAUUUUGUUACAUGGUUUUUCUUUGCGUGAUGGUUUUCCUGCCGGUUCCAUUGCGUUCAAGUAUAACGAUAAAAAUAGAUGACAUGGAUGUGACUUUAAAACGUAGUUUAGAAGAAACGUUUAUCGUCAAAAUGAGAAAUAGUAAUUUUAAAACGGACGGCGGGGAGAGGUACCGAGAUGAAUCAUUAAGUGACAAAAACGAGUAUUUGGUGAACGUUAAUAAUAACGAAAAUUUCAAUAAGGAACAAAAUGAUAUUUUGAUGGAUGUUUUUAAAAAAGCCGAUGUUGAUCGAAGUGGUAAGUUAGAUCCAAAAGAAUUGGCCAAUUGGAUUCGAAAAAAAAUAGUCGAACACAUAUCUUUUGCUGUUGGAAAUAACUUUAAUCUCUUCAUGGAAAUUGACGUCGACCCACCAAACGGUGUGGUAACUUGGAAAGAAUAUCACGCUUAUUUUUUAAAAAAGCGUGGAUUUAGCAAAAAAUAUGUUCAACAUCAUAACGAAAAAAUCCACAAAGGAAUGUCCAGAGCCACAAAAGAACAAAUGAUGAAAGACAAAGCUUCUUGGCUUGAAGCAGCAAAAUCAGACGCAAAUUCUUUAACAGUCGACGAAUUUUUAGCCUUUACACACCCAGAAUCAAGCGCAACAAAUCAAUUAGCACUUGUAGAUGAACUUUACGACAAAUUCGAUCGAGAUGGUGAUGAAUUAUUAACAGAGGAUGAAUUUGCAAUACUUCAAACUGAAGGAAAUAACGACGAAAUGGUGGUAAUUCGCCAAGAUGAAAAUCAACGCAGAGCUGAAUUUCGUACCUCCAUUGAUUUAAACGGUGAUGGAAAAGCGGAUAGAAGAGAAUUGUUGCAUUACGUCGCCCCGCAAAGUCCAAGACAUAGCGAACACGAAGCUGAAGCUUUAUUAGCUUUAGCAGACACAGAUCAAGACCACAUGUUAUCUAUAGAUGAGAUUUUAGCACAUCCAAAUUUGUUUCUUAAAUCAAAAAUGGUCGAUACAGCUCGUAGUUUUCACGAUGAGUUUUGAAUCGUUAUAAUUUAGGUGAUAAAUCAUUUUUAUAUUGAAUAAAAAUAAAGAAAUCAAAUAUUUAAUUUGAA